This is a messenger RNA of Amphimedon queenslandica, 894 nucleotides long. RefSeq lists its product as uncharacterized. NCBI's taxonomy places the organism in Eukaryota, Metazoa, Porifera, Demospongiae, Haplosclerida, Niphatidae. The transcript is spliced from 2 exons. The record is from RefSeq and is a predicted model, not a curated record. The coding region runs from base 1 to 894 and encodes 297 amino acids.
AUGGAAGAGUCAGGGGAUAUAGAUCAUGUGAAGCUUAGUCAAAUUAAGUUGUCUGUAGGAGAAAAGUUAACAGCACUAAAGAAAGUUGAUGAAGAGAUUAUAGAGUUAAUUGAUGAUGGAGAGGUAAUUGUGUGUGAGAUUGAUGAAGCUGAUAGGUUUAAUGAAACAGUUUAUGAGAUGCUAGCCAGAGUAGAAGCAAAGUUGAAGAAAUCGGUUGAGAAAGAGAGUGCAGCUGCUUGCAAGAGUAGUGUGAGAGCCAAGCUGCCCAAGCUUGACUUACCAGUGUUCAAUGGGGAGAUCACUAAGUGGUUUACCUUUUGGACAGCUAUAAAGCAGCAGUACAUGAUAAUCCAGAUUUAUUGCCAGUUCAGAAAUGCUAAUUAUGCAGAAGCAGUCAAAGUAUUAGAGAGCAGAUUUGGUAAUAAGCAGAGGAUCAUUGCCAAGCAUAUGGAAGCCUUGCUUCACUUAGAUCCUGUAUCAUGGCAAGGGAAUACUCUAGCAUUGCGCGCUUUGUAUGAUAAGAUUGAGAAUCACGUGAGAGAGCUUGCUGCUCUUGGAGUUGAAGCAAAUACUUGUAAUAGCCUUUUACCUUCUAUUUUGAUGAGCAAGUUGCCUAGUGAAUUGAGCCUAGCUAUUAGUAGAAAGCUAUCUGAAGAUGAUGAUUGGAAGUUUGACAAGAUAAUGGAAGAACUGAGCCAAGAACUCCAAGCACGUGAGCGUACUUUGCCAAAGCCUGAUAGUAGUAGGAGAACGUCUCAUUUUAAGGAAGGAAAACCAAAACGCAAGCGUCCCACGUCAGUGACACUUCAUACUAGUAUUACUCAUUGUUGUUAUUGUGAUGAAGAGCAUGCUCCAGAGUCUUGCACAAAAGUUGAUAAGAUAGACAAAAGAUAG